UGUAAUUUUUUACAUGAACUUCGCCAUCAAUUUAACUAUCAAUCGUCUGUUUCCAAACGGAAAAAUUCCCAGCAUAAAGAAUAAAUAAAUUAUUCAUAUAGUACUAUUUCAUGCGAAAAUAAUUUGCUGUAUAUUAUCGAUGAAGUGAAAAACAACUAAGAAUUCGCGAUGACUAACAUCCGUCUUGGAAUCGUAGGAUGUGGAUUAACGGGAGUAAUUACAGCUAUGUUAGUUAAGCAGCGACUUCCUCAAAUUAGUGUCAUGAUAUUAGAGAAGUCAAGAGCAACUGGUGGUCGUAUGUGUACUUCUAAAAGUUCUAAAGAAAUUCCUGUUGAUUUAGGAGCUCAGUUUAUAACUAAAACAAAGAAUUUAACUCCCGUUCAAGAAAAUCUCUAUACAGAAUUGUUAAGCAAUGGGAUCUUGGAACCUUUACAAAAAGUUGUUGAAGGGUUACGGAUGACGCCCUCUACUGUUGGAAAUUUUGUCGCUCCCAACGGAACUGGUUCAAUUGUUAAAUAUUUUUUGCAAAAGUCAGGUUGUGAAGCACUUUUCAAACAUCGAGUAAUUAAAGUAAAUUCUUCAAAUAAAAAAUGGAUUUUGGAAUAUGAUAAUGGAUCAAGUCAUGAAUUUGAUGCAGUAGUUUUGACUAUACCGAUUCCUCAAAUUUUGCAGCUAAAUGGACUAUCUAACCUACUUCAGGAUUAUUACCCAAAAUUGGAGGCUGUUGAGUACUGCUCCAGAUUUGCACUUGGAUUAUUCUAUGAUACAGAAUGUGACUUUUCUGUAAAAUUUCCUGAUUCUGCUAAAUUUUUUCCUAAUGAUCCAGUGAUAGCUUAUUACUCCAUUAAUCAUCAAAACCAAACUGCAAAGACCACCAUAGUAGUUCAUUCAACUAAAGAAUUCGGGAAGUCUAAUAUUGAGCAAGAGUCUGAAAUUGUUCAGAAUUUAAUUAUGGAUCGUCUAACAGAAUUGAUGCCAGGAUUGCCAAACCCUUCAGAAAUAAAGUUUCAUAAAUGGAGAUACUCACAAGUUGAGAAAAACUUGAAAGAAAAAGGACAUUUAGAAAUUUCAAAAUGUCCUCAAAUGAUCCUUGGAGGAGAUGGUUUUACACGCUCUACAUUUGAAGGUUGUAUAUUGUCAGCUGAAAGCAUUGUUAGUGAAAUUGAAAAUAAUGUUACAUUGUAAAAAAAAAUAUUUUGAUAUAAAAUAUUAAAAUAAAAAGA
Parasteatoda tepidariorum (common house spider) is the source of this 1223-nucleotide messenger RNA. Its product is annotated as renalase. The record is from RefSeq and is a predicted model, not a curated record. Gene Ontology annotation, molecular function: oxidoreductase activity, acting on NAD(P)H. Gene Ontology annotation, cellular component: extracellular region. Lineage: Eukaryota; Metazoa; Arthropoda; Arachnida; Araneae; Theridiidae.